Molecule: messenger RNA, 537 nt
Organism: Penicillium malachiteum
Lineage: Eukaryota; Fungi; Ascomycota; Eurotiomycetes; Eurotiales; Aspergillaceae
Exons: 1
Coding region: 1-537 (178 amino acids)
Source: RefSeq, a predicted model, not a curated record
AUGCGCACGAAAACGACUGAGAGUCUGAGACCACCAUCGGUUUCUAUCCCUUCUCAACUCUCUCCGCCUGUGUCUACUUUCAAUCUUGAUAGCAUGUCCGUUCAGAUAGACAAUCAUCAGUCGAUCAUCGACUAUUGCCGUUCUUGUCCAGACGAUCAACUUAUUGGAGGCUCGAAGUAUGGCAACCGAGUCGUUGAGCUACCAAAUUAUGACUUAGCAGUCAAGUUCGGCCGGCAUGUCUCCUCGUACGAGGCAAAGAACCAGCAAGAAGCGUACAGUAUAAUUGAUCCCAAUGUCGUCAUAGUCCCUCGGGCUCAUAAGUUUUUUGUGGACGAUGAGGGUUGGGGCUACAUGGUAUCGGAUUUUAUUCUGGGCAAGACUGUAGAUCCUCUUGCAGAAUCUCAUAUUCGAAAACUCGCCAGUAUUCUUGGAUAUUUUCACUCUAUUACCUCGGAGAGUGCCGGUAGCCUAGGUGGUGGCCCGUCAACUGGCUUGAUAUGGCCACAUACAAAUGAUCUAUUCAUUAGCAGUGUCUAA